UUUUGUAAAUUUACAUUCAGGGUUUUUUUUAUUAAUCGUUCCAUUGUUAUUAGAUAAAUUUUAUUUCUUUUUGCAUUUUUUAUUAUUUGUAAAAGAUUUUGUUAAGAAUCUCGCAAGGUUUUAAAUUUCUCUUUAUUGUUUUGUUCUGAAUUUACUCAAUUUUAUAUUUGGAUUCCAUAAGGAGGUUUAUAUUUUAGCACGAUUCUAUUUAACACGAUUUCAUAUUUACAUUUUAGCUUUCAACGCGACUAUUGCUCAAAUUUAGAUUUAUUAAAAUUUUCAGAAAAUAUUCCACUUUCAAGCUUUCUAGUCCGUCAUGUCGGAGUCGGAGCCGGGCGAGAAAGAAAAAAAGGCUAAGCCCGCCCUUGUAAGACUCGGACAAAACGGAAAUGCCAGAAAACCUUCUCUAUCAGGGCUUGGAACCCCGAGGUCGGGAGGUUUGGCCGGUCCUCUAGGAGGAUUGGCCUCUAAAACAUCUCCUUUUGGAACUCCCAAAUCUAAUUUUUCUCCCUUAGGAUCUCCUAGAUCCAGUCCAGUGCAUACAUUCAGAGCUCAACGUGACUUAUCCCUCGGAGCUAAACCUGUUCUAGGAACUAAAUCAGGCUUUGAUACCAAACCUGCCCUUGGAGCCCUUAGUCCUAAAUCUGUAGUGAACUCUCAAACAAAACUUCCGGAUCGUAAAAAAUUCAUUCCGAACCUGAACGUUCAAAGACAAGUUAAGAAGGAAAGUGAUGAACCGGAGAAGAACGAACCAAAGUGGAAAAGGAGAAAGGAAAAUAAACAUGAGAGAAGAGAAAAGAAUAAUAGGGACCGACCAACCUUGAUACAAACAGGAUCUAUUUUCUCUGAAGGUGUUGCUGGAGAUGGGGGGAUUAGGAGACGGAUUGGAGGAUCCAGCUCUAGGGGGGACCUGGAGGAAUCAGGACUAGUCAGGCCUAAACUUAAUCUUAACCAACCUCUGGAUAGAGAUGAAGAAGAAAGAAAACUUAAAUCCCUUCUCAGAGAUGAUUUUAUUGAUGAUCUGAAGGAGGGAAAUUUUGUUCCUGUCCAAUUACCUAUGAUUAAUACAGGAAAGAUAUUUAAAGCUGAGGUAAAGAAGAAGGAUGGCGAAGAGGACGAUAUUAGACCAAAAUUAUUAAAUAAAAAGAAUAAUGAGCUUGAUAGCGAUGACGAGGAUGAUCCUGAACCUGCAAACUCAAUACCUGUGAUAUCUGAACCUGACCUACCUACUGCACCUGGAGAACCUAGCGUUGCGGAGCUCGUCACACACCAGACUGGACAGCUCGUUUUUAUUCAGCUACCUGACUCCUUACCUCUUAUUCCUGAUAAACCUGGCGGAGAUGAAACUGAGGCCGGAGCAGGAUCCAACCUUAAUAUCUCCUCUCUGGGUAGUCUGGAGGGCAGGCUGGGUACACUCCAGGUUCGGAAGAGUGGUCGAUGUCAGCUGAUCUUAGGAAAACAAAAGUUUGAUGUGGAAACUGGAACCAAGGUUGGAUUCCUCCAGAAUGCAGUAUCUAUCCGUGUUCCCAGUAAUCCCGGAGAGAGCGGAGAAUGUACAGUCCUAGGUCAUAUCUCACAUAGACUAGUAAUGUCUCCGGACUGGGAUACUCUUCUCCAUCAGUCAGGGUUAAACUCAACCCUGGCCUGAGAACUUGAAGGAGAAUCCCUUGAGGGUUCCUGUCUUGUAGUCCUAAAUUCAUCACGAAGCUCUAAGCCAAUUUUUACAAUAAACACAAUUCUCGCUGAAUUAUGUUUCCGUUCAUAUUUGUUAUUUGUUUUAUAUAUUAUGUAUUAAAAAUAUUCGCAUGAA
Molecule: messenger RNA, 1810 nt
Organism: Eurytemora carolleeae
Lineage: Eukaryota; Metazoa; Arthropoda; Copepoda; Calanoida; Temoridae
Gene: RpIIIC53
Product: DNA-directed RNA polymerase III subunit RPC4
Exons: 9
Coding region: 317-1648 (443 amino acids)
Biological process (GO): transcription by RNA polymerase III
Cellular component (GO): RNA polymerase III complex
Molecular function (GO): DNA binding
Source: RefSeq, a predicted model, not a curated record